Molecule: messenger RNA, 1398 nt
Organism: Benincasa hispida (wax gourd)
Lineage: Eukaryota; Viridiplantae; Streptophyta; Magnoliopsida; Cucurbitales; Cucurbitaceae
Product: Pathogenesis-related thaumatin superfamily protein
Source: RefSeq, a predicted model, not a curated record
AAAAGCAAGGGAAAAAAAAAAAGGAAAGAAAGCAAAAACAGAGCAUAUGCGAAGGGCUGUGUAUUUCUCUCGCAGCAAGGAAAGUAAAGUUCUUCUUCCAUUCCCAUCAAAACCCCAAUCUUCUUCUUCUUUCUUCUUCACUUCAUUCUUCAAAAUUUUCUUUCCCCCAUUUUAUUUUUCAAUCUUUCAAUGGAUCGUCCACUCCUUCUCGCCUCUGUUUUCACUCUUCUCCUUCUUCCAGAUGUUCAAUCGACGUCUUUUAAGUUAGUCAACAAGUGUCGAACCACGAUUUGGCCUGGUUUGUUAUCCGGCGCCGGCACUGCCCAGCUUCCGACCACCGGCUUCGCCCUUCGCAGCGGCAAAUCCAAGAUCGUUCCGGUUCCUAAAUCUUGGUCGGGUCGGUUAUGGGCUCGGACCCUUUGUGGGUUAGAUUCCGAUGGGAAAUUCUCUUGCUUAACCGGCGACUGUGGGUCUGGUAAAGUCGAGUGUAUUGGCGGCGGUGCUAAGCCGCCGGCCACUUUGGCGGAGUUCACUCUCAACGGCGCCGAUGGGCUUGAUUUUUAUGACGUCAGCUUGGUCGAUGGUUAUAAUCUUCCGAUGUUGGUUGUGGCUAAAGGUGGGACGAGAGGCGGUUGCGCUGCCACCGGCUGUUUGGUGGAUUUGAACGGCGCGUGUCCGUCAGAGCUCAGAGUAGCGCGUGUUGGUGGUGGGAGUGGAAGGAGCGUGGCUUGUAGAAGCGCGUGUGAGGCUUUUAAUGCUCCGCAAUUUUGUUGUAGUGAGGCGUUCUCUACGCCUGACACCUGUCGUCCUUCGGUAUAUUCGGAGUUCUUUAAACAUGCUUGCCCACGCGCGUAUAGCUACGCGUAUGAUGACAAAACCAGCACUUUCACGUGUGCCUCCGCUGAUUACCUUAUUAUAUUUUGUCCACUACCUUACACCAGUCAGAAAGUGUUGAGUGCAAGGAAAGACGGGGCAAUGCUACCGCUUGUAAACAAAACGAUGAUGUAUCUGAGAAGCCGAAGAGCAAACGGCGUGUUAUCAGCAGGUUUAAUUGAAUACUAAUGCCUACAAGAUCAAAUCAACCAAAGCUAUGGCUGCCUCUUCUGGCCAACUUUUGUACCCUCCUUCUGUUACUGACAUUGGCCUUCCCUGUAAUUUUCAGGCAGAUAGUUUCGAAAUGAAUGGUCGACGUCGACGAAGACGGAAAUUUGAGACGUUGUGUAUCGACAUUGAUGAUAGGGGAGAUACCAUGGCUUAUAGCCACCAUACUCAAAAUUUCAUAGCUUUUUGUGAAUACAUAGUUAAAAUUAAUGUGACAAUUCUUGUUUUGGAAAAAAAAAUCAGAUUACAUUCUUGCCUGAGAAGUGUAGUAUUCAUGUUUUCUCUUGUGAUUUUCAG